AUGGCAGCACGGUCGAAGCCCCCUCUUCCUCCUAGAACCCCCUCGGCCGCUUCCAAUCGACAUGUCAGUUAUCUUUCGCCCUCGAUCAGUCGAGAUCCCAAUUCAUCUGUCUAUCUCGAUGGGCUACAUGACCCACGAGUAUCGUCGACACAAUCGCUUCAACCUAUCAGACCGGUUGGCGACAACCGCCGCACGUUGCUUGUUGUCUAUAUCCAUGGCUUUCUCGGCACCGAGACCAGCUUCAAGAGCUUUCCCGCCCAUGUACACAGCCUCUUGACCCCAGCUGUGGCAGCAACGCAUGUUGUCUAUACAAAAAUCUAUCCUCGGUAUCAGUCGCGUAGGAAUAUUUCCUUCGCCCGAGAUGAUUUUAGCAAUUGGUUAACCCCUCGCGAAUCGGCCACUACGGAUGUGAUAUUGGUUGGCCACAGCUUGGGAGGUAUCCUUGCUGCCGAAGUGGUCUUGAUACCCUCCCAUUUCCCUCCAGGGAACAACAACCUCUCCCAACAUCGUAUUCUUGGACUCAUGGCCUUUGAUACGCCAUUUCUGGGCAUGCAUCCCGGGGUCGUGGGUACCGGCAUUGCCAGCUUGUUUAGAAGUGCUCCUCAACUCCCAGAGCCUCAAUCACUGCACUCAAGGCCUUUUUCAGAUGCAUCAGCAACGCUUCAAGAUCCGACAUAUAACCCAGCGUAUUCCAACGAUGUUUAUCUGGCUAACAGGAAAGGCAAAUUACAAAGAGCCUGGUACUUUUGGAACAAGCACUGCGGAGAAUUGGCAAAAGCAGCCGGAGACUAUGUUUCUUCUCACCUUGAAUUUGGUGGCUGCCUUGCAGACUAUCCGGGCUUGAAGAGGCGCUACAGUGCGGUUCGCGCUUUGGAGGACGUCGACGAGACCUUGGCACCAAAAACGCCGGAAGGAAAGAUGAUGAGACGCGUGAGGUUCGUGAAUUACUAUUCGGCAAGCACUGGGCCUAUCAGGGAGAGAUCGCCUUCUCCAAACAAAGGGCAAACGCUUCUGGAACCGCCUACGGCAGAACUUCAGGAUAUGUCGACACGCCGAUUAUCUGGAGAAAGCCUUCAUCCAUCGACACACUCGAGUCCGCGACUGUCUCUCGAAGAACAUCGUGAUGGCGAGGUCAUAGCAAAAGAAAUGGCUGAGCUCAAAAUCGACCCAGAUCCCCCAGAUUUAAUUCCUGCCUCAAGCACAAGCGAGCAUGAUUCGAUUUCGGGUCCAACCAGCGACAGUUGGGCUUCAGCAGAAGCCCUCUCUGCUGAGUUAGGGUUACCGCCACUUCCAGCAUUGCCUGAACGACCGGCGCGAUUCGACGCCAGUCAAUAUCCCGACGAAGAUACCCUCAAACUGGUUCAAAAAGAACAUAAGCGGCAAAUGCAGAUAUAUGAAAGGGCAGUGAGAGACUGGAAGAAAUCCGUCAAAGAUCGCGAAAAGCUACUCCGGAAACGCCAGCGUAAGCAGCAGGAACAGGCAAAGACCACCAAGGAGCAAGAAAUCCGGCAGCAAAAAGAACGACUACCAACAUCGUCCAAAAUGAAGCCAGAAGAUCAUGAGAGGCAACUGCAGCCAGAAGCAAAAGAUUCUGGCGCUACAUCGCCAAAUGAAAAAGUCCAGAAAGUCCGCAAGUUUUGUGCUCUCCCGCCGAAAGAUCCAAAUACAGGCGAGCCAGACCCAACAUGGAUUAGGGUGUAUAUGGAGGGAAUUGAUGAGGUGACCGCGCACACUUCAAUGUUCAACGAGUCAGAAACCUAUGUAAAACUCGUGAGAGACGUCGUCGAGAGGAUCGAGACAUGGGUUGCUGAAGAUGCGUCUAUACGGACAGUCCUGGCGGAGCUGGAUCAAUGA
Fonsecaea erecta is the source of this 1854-nucleotide messenger RNA. RefSeq lists its product as hypothetical. The record is from RefSeq and is a predicted model, not a curated record. Lineage: Eukaryota; Fungi; Ascomycota; Eurotiomycetes; Chaetothyriales; Herpotrichiellaceae. The transcript has a single exon. The coding region runs from base 1 to 1854 and encodes 617 amino acids.